Molecule: messenger RNA, 1959 nt
Organism: Bacidia gigantensis
Lineage: Eukaryota; Fungi; Ascomycota; Lecanoromycetes; Lecanorales; Ramalinaceae
Exons: 7
Coding region: 1-1959 (652 amino acids)
Biological process (GO): proteolysis
Molecular function (GO): serine-type endopeptidase activity; tripeptidyl-peptidase activity
Source: RefSeq, a predicted model, not a curated record
AUGACAGACAUGCCUAUAAAGACUUCUCACCUGGAUAAAAAUAAUGUUGAAAAUUUAGUUAAACCGAGCCAGACUACGUCGGAUUUGGUACACGAAUUCCUCAAAGAACAGGAGAUCAACGUUGGUUCGUUUGAAUAUUCGCCCGCAAGGGAUUGGAUCAAAGUAUCAUUGCCCGUCAAGGAUGUCGAAAGACUGCUCGAUACGAAGUACUCUGUCUAUGAACAUGAGGAUGGCGACCGUUUGGUGAGAGCACCGACAUGGUCUCUACCAGCGCAUCUACACGGGCAUAUCGACACCAUACAGCCCACAAAUUCCUUCUUCCGCCCCCAAGGCAGGCGCAUGACAUACAAGACGAUCACGCCUAUUGAGCAGCUCAACCAAGCACCAAAGUAUACUCUUCCAAGCCUGAACAAUACCUCACCUGAUAACAUCACGGUUUCCGCAGCUUGUAAUGCAAGCGCUGUGACUUCCCUUUGCCUUCGUACUCUUUACGGAACUUUGGAUUAUAAGCCGCAAGCACCGGACAAAGUCUCAAUUGGGUUGACAGAUUUCCUGAUGGAGGCCAACAAUCGCUCAGACGUGCGGAUCUUCCUCGAACGUUUCCGGCCUGAUGCAGUGUCUGCGGCAGACUCCUUCGCUGUUGAUGUCAUCAACGGCGGAGACAAUCAGCAAACUCCAGAUACGCCUGAACAGCUAGACGCUGGCAAAGACCUAGAAGGAAAUCUCGACGCGGAGACCAUCCUCGGAAUUGACUAUCCCAUCCCUCUAACGGCCUUUUCUACGGGCGGAAUGAUGCCCCCUUUCAUCCCGGACCAAGUGACGCCUGAUGACACAAACGAGCCUUACGCGGAGUUUCUUGAUUACAUCCUGGGUCUGCCAAGUAUCCCUGCGGUAAUUAGCUCUUCCUACGGUGACGAUGAACAGACCGUACCAGAGUCAUAUGCCACAAGAGUCUGCGCGAGCUUUGCCCAACUUGGUGCACGUGGCGUUUCUUUUCUUUGCAGUUCUGGCGAUUCAGGUGUUGGGACUAGCGGUAAAUGUGUCUCAAAUGAUGGCCAAAAUACGCCCGAGUUCCUUCCCUCCUUUCCAGACGGUUGUCCGUAUGUUACCAGCGUCGGCGCGACCAAGAAUUUCAACCCAGAAGUUGCGGCCUUUGAUGCCAGGAACAAUUUUGCAAGCGGCGGUGGAUUUAGCAACUACUUUGGGCGUCCCAAGUACCAAGAUGUCGGCACCGUCGUUAUGAACUACAUCGACGGCUUGGCCGGUAAAUUCGACGGACUUUACAAUAAGAGUGGCCGUGCAUAUCCAGACAUAUCAGCGCAGGGUCAGCACUAUGUGACUAUCUGGAACGGAAGUGUCACGUUGCUCGACGGGACCAGCGCAUCGUGCCCUACUGCUUCCAGCAUUCUGACUCUAGUAAAUGACGCCUUGGUUGCCGCCGGCAAGCCUGUCCUUGGCUUUCUCAACCCGUGGCUAUAUUCCAAGGGCUAUGCGGCUUUCACAGACAUUCUCAGCGGUUCCGCUAUAGGGUGUAACUCGGACGGCUUUCCGGCAACGAAGGGUUGGGACCCGGUGACGGGUUUCGGGACACCUUUCUUCCCAAACGUCAAGUCUCUGGCUUUGGAAACUUAUGUAUCUCUACCACUAGUUGUUCCAUUAUCAACCUAUUUGACGUUUUGCACCUCCGAUACUUUUCUAAUGAUCGAAGCUAUGCCCACGAAUCGAAUGCCGUUCCGUACAUGUGGCACAAAUCAUGAUUCAUAUCCGUACUUCUUGCUUCCCAACGCUCCUUUUACCUUGCUUACUACCUUGUCUAUCGUUGACUUUGGCUUUGAAGUACUCGAUUCGGGGACAGAAGUGGGAGCAGAAACUUUCUCCGCCCUCUCUGGUUGGGGUUCUGGGGGCAGGAGGUUGGCUCUCGCGUAUACUAUGUCGACUGUGGGACUCAUUGUUGCUUGA